Spirometra erinaceieuropaei is the source of this 626-nucleotide messenger RNA. NCBI's taxonomy places the organism in Eukaryota, Metazoa, Platyhelminthes, Cestoda, Diphyllobothriidea, Diphyllobothriidae. The record is from the annotation of a GenBank genome assembly.
AUGGUAGGUGGUCGAACUGAGGCAGACUUCCUCAGAAACCUACUGACGGUUCUAUUGGGCCCGCUCUUAUGCCACAACUUCUGUUGGGCGGGCGGAUCCAAGGAGAAUAAGUCCUUCAUGGCCUGUCCACUUUUUCCUGUCCUUAAAGGUAAGUCCAUUUUUUGUUUAUUUUCACGCGCAGAUGCCAUUGCCCAACAUCCCCGUUUUGGCAACUGCACUAUAGAGAUAUUUCGACGGACAGCAAUAAGGUGGUUUCAUGGAUCACAGGACCGGUACGGAGGAAGAUCGACACGUCGGCGGAACAUUCGUCGGGUACAAACUUUCGGGAUUUUCAUCCACAUUUAUUUAGACUACAGAAAUCACCAUGCCUGCGGCCACAUGCCCACAAUUAUCCCCCACCAAAGAACCGGUAAGCAAAUUUAUCGAAUUGCCAAUCCUACGCAGCAUGCUAUUUAUUUCAUGUGAUUUUUACUAUUAAAAUCGUAUGUAUUGGAUACAGUGUAUCCUUACUUCCGUUGCGCCUGCAUUACGUAUGUCUUACGAAAGUUUUUUUUAUGCAGGAACUACCAAUGGCCAGUGAAAGUGACUUCUCAUCCUGGGUACGAAGGUCGCCGAAACCCUCAUGA